CAGCACCCACAGCGGGCCUCAUGUGGAUGUUGGCAUUAGGUGGGAUCUUCCUGGCAGCCGCCCAGGCCUGUGUCUUCUGCCGCUUCCCAGACCAUGACUUGUCUGGCCGCCUGGCUCAGCUUUGUAGCCAGAUGGAGGCCCAGUGGAAGGACUGUGAGGUCUCCUGGAACUUCUCGGCCUUUGCCUUAGAUGAUGCAUCCUUGAAAAAAGUCACAGAGAAGACGCACAGAGUCCUGAGGGUCAUGGAGAUCAAAGGGUCUCUCUCCUCACUCCUUUCAUAUUGGAAAUGGCUUCAAAAGACCAAGCUCCCGGAAUACAACAGGGAAGCUCUCUGCGCUCCCGCCUGCCGGGGCAGCACCAUCAUGUACAACUGCUCCACCUGCCAGGGCUUCGAGGUGUACUGCUGGCCCCGAAAGCGCUGCUUCCCAGGAAGUCAUGAUCUUUGGGAAGCCAGGAUUCUGCUGCUCUUUGUCUCCGGAGCUGCCCUCCUCCUGGGUAUUCUGAGCUUCGUGGUGGAGUGA
Molecule: messenger RNA, 521 nt
Organism: Lipotes vexillifer (Yangtze River dolphin)
Lineage: Eukaryota; Metazoa; Chordata; Mammalia; Artiodactyla; Lipotidae
Gene: TMEM95
Product: transmembrane protein 95
Exons: 6
Coding region: 21-521 (166 amino acids)
Biological process (GO): fusion of sperm to egg plasma membrane involved in single fertilization
Cellular component (GO): sperm plasma membrane; acrosomal membrane
Source: RefSeq, a predicted model, not a curated record